CUUUUUAAGUGUUCACGGGCCACGGCGUGCUGUUGCUAUAGAGACACACAGAGCGCGCACAGAGACGCGCUUGGUAACAAUGUUGAAUGUAACAUUUACUUAACAUUCUGUUGAUUUUAAACAUCGACUACAGGUUCAUAAUGUCAUGCACCCUGGCCAAGGAAAGGCUUGAAGUUUUGCAGAUCUACCGGCUGCUUCAGUGCGUCCAGGAUGGAGAUAAGCCGUACAUAGAGAAAUUAAUCAGCAUGGGUGUUGAUGACCUCAUCAAUCUCACAGAGCCACACGAGGGGAAUGGUGUCCUGCACCUGGCGUCGGUGGCCAACAAUCCUGACAUGCUGGAGUUCCUCGUAGCUCAGGGUGCCUGUCCAGACGUGCAGGACAGGAGGGGGCGGACACCGCUGAUGCUGGCCGCAGAGCUCGGAUAUGACGGUAUCGUGUCUCUACUGGCCAAGAGGAACGCAGACAUGAAACUUGUAGACAAAGAAGGGAAAGGCUUGCUCUUCUACUGCAUCCACCCUACCAAAAGGCACAUGCGCUGCCUCCAGGUGGCCCUUACAGGCAAUGCAGAUGUCAACAAUGUUUCAGAAGCUGGGAUGCCAGUGUUCCUGCUGGCCUGUGAGCAAUCUCAGGACUGUGAGGGAAUGUGUCUCAGUAUCCUAGAGAGAGGAGCAGACCCCAAUGCUACAAAUCAAGAAACAGGUCGGACAGCUCUGAUGGAGGCCACCAGAGCGGGAGCAAUAGAUCUCGUGAGAGCCAUUCUCAGAAAAGGAGGAAACGUCAAUGCUCUGGAUAAAAAGCGAUUCCACUCAGCUCACUUUGCGGCUGAAAGAGGCUUCUUUGAAAUCAUUAAGGUGCUGUCUGCAUAUGCAGCAGAUUUUGGAGUAGUAACAACAGAGGGGGAUACACCGUUGCACUUUGCUGCCUCUGGUGGCUACACAGAUUGCUGCAGGUUUCUAGCUCAAAGAGGAUGCAAUCCCAAAUUGAAGAACCAAGAAGGUCUGCUUCCUCGUCAGAUUGCUAAGGACUGUGGCCAUAAAGCCACUGUAAAAGAGCUUAAGAAGGCUGAACGACUAUAUGGAAAGUUCUCAAAAGGGAUGGGCGGCACAAAUGAACCAUGGGCUCUGACACUUCACGACUGGUCUCAUGAAAACGAAAAUGCGCUAAGAAGUGCUUUCGAGUCUGCGUCAGAUGGCAUUAUGGGAAUAGAGGUGGUGUCCAGGGUGACAUUUGUGUCUGUUCUUCAGGAACUUCAUGUUCCUCUAGAUGAUGACCAAAUUCACACUCUUCUGCUUGCUCUGGAUAAGAGAAGAGAGGGCUUUAUAAAUAUAAAUGACUUUCUAAGAGGUCUCAAAUAUCUUCCAAAGAUAUAUGUUAUGGCAUCUUAUGGGUCUAAGAAGAAGAAGGCAACCAAGGCAGGAAAGGCCAAAAAGACUAAGUUCAAUCCACCCAUGCCCAUCUGCACCGUCCCACCUGAUCUCAUUCAUCGGCGUGAUGAUGGUGGGCCACCGCAUUUUAUGAUUGAAAGCUACCAGCAUGCUACAGAUACUCACAGAUAUGACCGGGACCAUCGACCAGGACAUCCUAUUGAGGAUGAUACAUCGUGGUACAUCGAAGAGCCCGAAAAGAUAUACAUAAACAUGAACUACUGUGCUAAAACAGGAGAUAUUGAGUCUCUUAGGUUAGCACUCAGCCAAAAGGUUCCAGUAGAUGUGAAAGAUCGCUUCUACAAGACACCACUCAUGGCUGCAUGUGCAAGUGGGAACCAUGAAGUGGCAAAGUUCCUCCUCGAUAAUGGGGCUGACGUGAAUGCAUGCGAUCAGUUCAGCUGGACUCCUCUGCACCAUGCCUGUCAUGCAGGACAGCUGGACAUCAUACAGUUGCUGGUGGAGGCGGGAGCUUCUGUGGACCCGCCCACCCUCAAUGGAGCCACUCCUCUAAUGAGAGCCAUUGAGAGCUGUAGGCCGUCCUGUGUGGAGUACCUCAUCAAAGCUGGGGCAAAGAUCAAUGCAGUAAAUAAGACAGAGCAAAAUUGCUUGGACGUUGCCCAUGCUUAUGCAGACUUCAGAGUGGUGGAUUUGGUCCAGGCUAAGAUUAAUAUGCAACCCAGACCUAAGGACAACAAGAAGCCACAGCCUGUCAAAGUCCACCGCAAACCUACACCAGCCUCAACCCCUGGCUCUACAAAAGAAAAGCAGGGCACCGUUCCCACUCCCACAGCCUCCUCAAACUCAGCAGUCAAGAAAGCAAUGAAGAAAGACAGUGUUAUCGUGCACAGCACUCAGAUCACCAGCGGCAAGCUCAACAAAUUGGACAUCAGUUUUAUGCCAAGAACGACGUGGCAAAAUCAGCUGACCACCAGCGAGCUGAUUGAGAAGAAGGCAAGGAGGAGGCAGCGUUUCAGUUUUGAGGUGGAUUUUGAUGACUUCAAGAUGCCAUUCAAUAAAAACAUUCAGAAGAAGUCCAUGGAGUUUGACCUUACUGACUGAAAGGUUUUACAAAGCAAUGUCACAAUCUUUCCAAGUACCUCCUGGAACAUGUUUAAAUAAUGGUUGGGAAUCACUGCUAUACAGCAACAUAAAGCAGGAAGGGAAGCGUCACGAGUGAAUUGAAGUAUCAUUCAUCAAAUUCGUGCACAUUAUGACACAACAUGGCUUGAGGACACCCGCUUUCACCUCUUCACAGGCUUUCUACAUGAACGUGAGCAUCUCUGAGAGAAAAAAAACAAAAAAAAAACGCAGCUGCAGGUGACGCAUGGGAAGAGAACCCCCAUGUUUCCAUGGCAACAUGCAGGUGAAGGCAUCAAGGACUAAUCUAGUGUUCCAUCUAUAAAGCUUAAGCGUUGUUACACUAGUCUUCGCUUAAAUCCAUCACACACACUCAUUCACCAUUACCUGUGUUCUGCUGAUGUCACCAACUAAGCCUGAAAUGAUAAUGAUCACAGGUUUGCCUCACCAACUAGAACGCUGCACUACUCACAGCGGAGGGGGAGAAAAAGAGAAUGAGAAAGACAGAGCAGUUAUUGCACCAUGUGUACGAGCCCUGAAAGACUGAUAGCUUUAGCGGAACUCUGCAAUCUUCCCCACUUCCAAUCUAUUUUCCAAACAAUAACACACAGAUGCUAAAAAGAAAGUGCAAUCAACUGAAAACUUUCAUGCUGUAGCAAGCUGCAAAUCUGCAUGGUCUAAAACUGUUUAUGUCCUGAUGUCCUUAUUUUGAAAGUGUGGUCAUUACGUCUGCUCACUGGACACAUCAGAUGUAGUCAUGCAGUAAGAGCAACUCAGCUGUUCCACAGUUCUUCCCAUGAUGCAAAUGAGCAAGUGCAUCACUGCAAAAAUCAUUGUUUUAAUUAGUAUUUUUGUCUUGUUUUCCAGUAAAAAUCUAAACAUCCUUUGAACAAUAUUGUAUUGAGAAUGUCUUUAAAAUCCCAAAUCAGUUUCUGAAUUUGAAUUGAGGUAGCAAACAGAAGGUGGAAUUGCAAUUGAAUAUAUAAGUAUUUAUACACAGAUGAGCAAAAACAAUAUUUUCACCUGCCUAACAUGCUGUUGGUCCUCCAUGUGCCACCGAAACAGUGCCGACCCGCCAAGGCAUGGACUCCAGUAGACCCCUAAAGGUGUCCUGUGGUAUCUGGCACCAAGACGUUAGCAGCAGAUCCUUCAAGUUCUGGUUGCAAGGUGGAGCCACCAUGGAUUGAACUUGUUGGUCCAUCACAUCCCACAGAUGCUCAAUUGAGAUCUGGGGAUUUUGGAGGCCAGGGCAACACCUUUACCUCUUCAUCAUGUUCCUCAAACCAUUCCUGAACAAUGUUUGCAGUUUGGCAGGGUGCAUUAUCCUGCUAAAAGGGGACCCUUCCACCAGGGAACACCAUUGUCAUGAAGGGUAUACCUGGUCUGCAGCAAUGUUUAGGUAGAUGGCACAUGUCAAAUUUAUGUCCACAUGAAUGGCGGACAAAGGAUUUCCCAGUAGAACAUUGCACAGAGCAUCACACUCUCUCUGCCGGCUUGCCGUCAUACCACAGUGCAUCCUGGUGCCAUCACUUCCCUAGGUAAACUGUGCACACUUACAUGGUCAUCCACGUGAUGUAAAAGAAAACAGGACUCAUUGGACCAGGCGACCUUCUUCUACUGCUCCAAGGUCCAGUUCUGACGCUCGCAUACCCAUUGUAGGCGCUUUCUAUGGUGGACAAAACAAUCAUUUAAAUGCAUCGAUGAGCCUUGGGUGCCCAACACCCUGUCGCCGGUUUGUCCCUCCUUGGACCACUGUUGGUAAAUUCUCACCAUUGCUGACUAGGAAACCAUUUCAGAAAUACUUUGACCCAUCAUUAACAGCGAACGGGUUAUCCUGGUAUAUUUUUCUGUUUAUAUGAAAAAUAACAUAGAAUCAGCAAUAUGGUGGGUGUAUGAUGUUUAUUACGAUGUUAUGAUGAACUAUAUGCCUUUCUCCACUGACAUUGUUCAAAGCGUUUGUAAGGAUACUGAUUGUUAGAAGUCAGCUGUCUGACUCUGAGAUGACGAACGGGAACAUG
This is a messenger RNA of Megalobrama amblycephala (Wuchang bream), 4522 nucleotides long. RefSeq names its product ankyrin repeat and EF-hand domain containing 1a (gene ankef1a). Bases 141 to 2486 code for a protein of 781 amino acids. The record is from RefSeq and is a predicted model, not a curated record. NCBI's taxonomy places the organism in Eukaryota, Metazoa, Chordata, Actinopteri, Cypriniformes, Xenocyprididae. The transcript is spliced from 11 exons. Gene Ontology annotation, molecular function: calcium ion binding; protein binding.